Molecule: messenger RNA, 705 nt
Organism: Fulvia fulva
Lineage: Eukaryota; Fungi; Ascomycota; Dothideomycetes; Mycosphaerellales; Mycosphaerellaceae
Exons: 2
Coding region: 1-705 (234 amino acids)
Molecular function (GO): protein binding
Source: RefSeq, a predicted model, not a curated record
AUGACGGAGGACACGCGGGCGCUUCGAACGCUCGACGCGCUGCCCGAUGAACUCAUUCUACACAUCCUCUCCUUCCUCUGCCUCGACGUGAACGACCUGCUAUCUGCUUCACGAGCGUCCCAUCGACUGAGAACACUGUCUCUUGAUCCUACCCUACACGUAGCACGACUGCGAUGCUCUCACAACCGCGUCGGCUAUCUCCUCCCUCAAAGGCCCGCACUGCACUCUUUGCAGCCACCGGCGUCGAUGAUAUACCUGACGAGGACACAUCUCGCGGCACGUCGACUGCACUGGUCGUUGGUGUGCAUACGCCUGAACCGAUCACUAUCACGACGACCUAAGCUGUCGACACUAGUCUCUACUAACAUCGUUCCCAAAGAAUGCUGCCGGAUCGACAGAACUUCUGGGGAUUUCGUCUGGGGUGCUGGUGUCGCUGGAGCACUGGUAGAGACGAAACGGAAAGUCGAAAGAGAACAGAUCAAAGAAGGCUUGCGAGUUUGGCUUGAGCGAAAGGCACGACAGAUACGGACACGUAGGGAGGAAGGCGGCGUUGGGAUCAUGGUGUGGCGGCUCUCAAGAAAGAUCAGGAUAUCUGAGGCACAACGACAGUUCGAUGCACUUUAUGAGAAGCCUAGGAAGGAGAAAGUGAGCGGGUUGAAGAGAUUCUUUGAAGGGCUGGGGAGUAAUAGGACGGAGACAGUGUAG